AUGGCUUAAAUUUUAAAUGAUACCAAAAGCUUCACCCAUUUUACAGAAAUUAACAAAAAUGAGUACUCCUUUAAAAUCCUUGAAAAUAGUAAAAUAUAUAACAUAUACCUAGAUAUGCUGUAUCAAGGAUAAUUAUCCGAUAAUACGCUGUAGAAUGGAUAUGGAAAAGCAAUUUUUCCUAAUGGCGAUAUAUAUGAAGGAAAUUGGAACAAUAAUUAGAUAGAUGGCUAUGGAAAGUACACAACUAUUGAUGACUAAAUCUACGAAGGAUUUUGGGAAUAAAAUUAGUUUAAGGUAACAGGGAUGAAAAUUACUCUUCCCACAUUUGACUAAUAAAUGAUGACAUCAAAGAUUGAACAAGAAAUAUAUAUAAAAUACAAAGAAACAGGUACAAUCAAUUUUGAUGAUGGUUCCUCAUAUAGAGGUGAAUUAUUAGACAAUGUGUAAGAGGGUUGGGGGGUUUGGGUUGAUUAAAACGGCCAAAAGUAUGAAGGACAAUGGAAGAAUGGGAAGUAAAAUGGAUAUGGUAUCAAGUAUUUUUUUAAUGGGGAUGUCUAUAUUGGACAUUGGAAGAACGAUGAAGCAACUGGUUAUGGAGAGUAUUAAUACUUUGACGGAUCAUUUUAUAAGGGGUAUUGGCUAAAUAGUUUUAAACAUUAUUUUGGGAUAGAGAAAUGGAAAGAGGUAGCUGAAUACAUUGGAGAAUAUAAAAACGGAUUAAAGGAUGGGAAAGGAAUGUUGAAAUUUAUUGAUGGUUCAUAUUAUGAAGGACAAUUUGUUAACGAUAAAAUUCAAGGUUAUGGAGAGUAUCGAUGGGCUGAUGGUCGUACAUAUAUUGGAGGAUUGUAGAAUAACAAAUUGUAAGGAAAUGGAAAAACUACUUGGUUUGAUGGGAGAACUUAUGAAGGGUCAUAUUAAUAAGAUUUGAAAUAAGGGUUUGGGCUUUUUUGUUGGCAAGAUGGUAGCAAAUUUAUCGGAAAUUGGAUGUUUGGAAAAUAACAUGGUGUUGGAAUUAUGAGGGGGUAGAAUGCAGAAUAUUAAUUUGGAGAAUGGUUUGAAGGAAAGAGGAGAAGAUGGUUAAAUUAAAUAUAGGAUUCAGAUUUAAUAGAAGCAUUUAAAUUCAAUCAUUAACUAAUUUAUAGUGAAAAUGUUAAAUAGAUUUCGAAAGAUAUAACAGAGGAAUCCCCUUUGAAAGCAUGUGAUAGCGCAUUUUCUUUACCAUUAAAUAGCGAUAAAUAGCUUGUUAGUAGAUUUAAUCUAACUUUAAUUUAAAAGAAUGGUUAAAUUUAUGUUGGAGAAACAUAAAGAGAAGAAAGAUCUGGAAAAGGUAAAUUAUUUGCUUCAGAUGGAUCUAUUUAUGAUGGGUAUUGGUAGAAUGGCGAGAGACAUGGAUAUGGUAAACAAGUCUAUGUAAAUGGGGACAUUUAUGAAGGACAUUGGAUUUGUGAUAAACAAAAUGGAAUAGGGCGAAUGAUUUAUUCAGAUGGAAGCAUUCUAGAAGGGUUUUGGAGCGGUUUAAAUUUGGAUGGAUAUGGAAAAUAAAUACUGUCUAAUGGAAGUUACUAUGAAGGGUAUUUUUAAAAUUGCUUAAGACAUGGAAAAGGAAAAUUACUAUUUUAGGAUGGCUCAUAUUAUGAAGGUUAAUUUGAAUCAGAUGAAAUUAUUGGUAAAGGGACAUACACUUGGAAUGAUGGUACUUAGUAUAUAGGAUAUAUGAGAAAUGGAUAGAAACAUGGACAAGGCACAUUUAUUAAUUGUGAUGGAGAUUGUCAUAUUGGAGAAUUUUACAAAGACUAUUGCCAUGGACAAGGGACUUUCAAGUAUAGUGAUGGCAAAAUCUAUGUUGGAUCUUGGUUUCAUGGUAUGAAACAUGGAUUUGGUCUGCUGAAAUAUCCAAAUGGACAAUCCUAGAAAUUGUAGUAUUUUUUGGGGGAAUUAAAAAACUGA
Molecule: messenger RNA, 1947 nt
Organism: Paramecium tetraurelia
Lineage: Eukaryota; Ciliophora; Oligohymenophorea; Peniculida; Parameciidae
Exons: 6
Source: RefSeq, a predicted model, not a curated record